AUGUCGGGGCGCCGUAGUGCUAAAAGGGGUGCCCAGGGUGCCCCGGAUCACUCAUCCGCCUUUGAUCUUCACCUCUUGAGUGCCCUCAGAGAUACCCCAGCUACUCACUUCUCAGUCAGGCAGCCGUGGGAUGCCAGCAUUUGCUCUGAUGCGUCCGCCAGGAAGAGGUUCAUGCCGGGGCUUCCGGCUCCGCAGAGAUUGCUCCCGCCUGCAGUUCCCGAGAGAGAAGCAUCUCAUCCUGAGGCGGCGAGGAUGCAGAGCAGGCUCGAUGCCGCGGGUGCCAAGUUUGCUAGAAGGACAAAACAUGUUUCUUGGGACGCGAAGGAGACUGAGGAGAAGAAUUUUGCUUUAUUUAAGUGGCUUAAGAUCAUUGAGCGAGGGCCGUGGGACUUUGCUGUGUCUCGUGAUUUCUUGAGGGCCCGCUUGUUGGGGCUCGGUGCUGGUGAUCUUCUUGAGAGUAUUUCGAAUGCUCUGGCUGCAAAGAGCACUGCGACUCUGCAUACGAGAGCAGGUCCGAUGAUCAGAUAUCUGGCUUUCUGUGACCUGGAAGGUAUUGAGCCCUUCCCAAUCAGAGAGGAGGUCAUGUAUAAGUUCUUCUACGACAUGCAGACACAGGUAGCAGCAACAUUCUUCAAGUCUGUGCUUUCAUCGCUGGCUUUCGGCCGCUUCGUGUUGGGACUCGACAGUGCAGUGCUGGCGCUUGAUUCUCUGAGGGUGAAAGGGCUCGCCAGAAAGCUGUACCUGGGCAUCAGGCGAUUGCAGCAGAGACCGCCACUUCGAGUCAAGGACGUUAUCAGGCUGGAGCUGAUUUGCACGGGCGAUAUACCUCGCUCAGCCCUCGAUGUGGUAAUGGCAGGCUUCGUCCUCUUUAUGGUGUUCGCUAGAGCACGUCAUUCUGAUGCCCAACAUGUUUCCUUGUUGUCUUUCGAGCUUGACUUCCGGGGUGAGUUGCCUGCUGGCUUUAUCAACGCGGAGGUAAAGAAAACGAAAACUAGCUUCACUGUGGAGCGGAAAACAAAAUUUUUGCCUAUGCUGGCGCCGGCGCGGGGUCUCAGCGGCAAGUGUUGGGCAUCAGGGUGGAAGGCGGCGCUCGAGAAGGAGAACAUCACUGCAGGGGAAGGGAAACCUCUCAUGCCGUCACCCAAGAGUGGGGGAGGAUGGAAUGUGAUCCCGCAAACUGCUCAGGCUUCUGGGCAGUGGAUGCGUGCUCUGCUGAGUGAUGGCACUGAUGAUCCCUACUUGCUUGGGCUGGGGACGCACUCAGCCAAAGCCACACUCUUGUCGCAAUUGCACGCAGCCUUUGAUGGUCGCGAGGAGGCGGCUGAACUAAUAGAGGUGUUCUUGCCAGGCAUCAACAGAGAUGGGAAAUAUCAGAGAGCCGACGUUCUUGUGGCAUGGGCACAGGAAAAUGAAUCAGCAAUCAAGCGGCAGCGAAGGGAGUCAUUGCAUGGUAUGUGGGAAGUGCUGCCACAGCAACGUGUGGUGCCGAAGCUGACGGACACAUUUGAUGAGCUGGCAAGGAGCAACCCACUUGUCCUGCUGCCGGCGCUGCAGCGGAAGAGGCGCUUGCUUAAAGAAAAUACAGACGCUACACAGCGCGCAAAGGAGGAACAGCUGGCAAGGAAGAAGUAUGCCCUACAUUUGGCCGAGAUACUUAAGGAAGCGAAGUUGCCACUGGUGCAACAGCUGGAGGGAGUGGACCGGCCUGAGGAAGUUUGGCCACGGAUAUUUGGAACCCGCAGGAGCAAAACGCUGCGAAACCGCUUGAAGGCAUGGCAACCCUUCAGAACGUGGCUGCAGUGCGUCCAUGAGGUGCAAUGGCCGACUAGCGUGCGGCAGCUGAUUGAUUAUAGCAAUGAGAGAUUUCAAAGUGAGUGUGGCAAGACAGUGCUGAACAGUUUCCAGGCGUCGCUGGCUGUCUUGGAGCAGGUGGGAAAGGUCGCUGAGACACAGCGGCUGUCGAGCGAUACGACUUGGCUGGCACACUUGAAGUCGUUGACUGCAGAUUUGGUGGGCGAGCAAGCGCCCGUACAGCAAGCACCAAUGAUGACAGUAGCUAUGAUCAUUUCACUUGAGCUGCACAUUGCGAGGGAGGAUGAGCCGGAGUAUAUACGGGCAAUGGCCUUCGUUGCACUGCUGGCUGUGUAUGGUUCCAUGAGAAUGGACGACUUGCAAGGGAUGCUGCCGGCUACCAUGCAGCUUACUGCACAGGGCUUCAGAGCUACGCUUGGACGCACCAAGACGACGGGCGCAGACCGUCGCAACAAGGAGGUCUCGGUCUUCAUACACAGGCAGGCAGGACUGUCCGGGUUUGAUUGGCUGGGUGAGGGCUUUGCGCUUUGGAAGAAGUAUACUCAGCCGAGAGACUUCCUUGUCAUGAUUGCCAGAGACGAUUGGAAAGGGCCAACUAAGCACUUUGCUAAGAGCGAAGUAGUUGCAGGCUAUGUGCGUGAGGUCUUCAAGAGGCUAGCAACGCCGAAGUUUGAGGAUGGGGCCUAUCGCCUCAACUUGCAGAGGUACCUCUUGGUGGAAGGGGCCCAAGGCUUCUUCACGGGGCAUAGCCCACGCAAUUGGCUUACUUCAGCAGCCGCGGUGUUGGGUUGGUCUAAGGAUCAGAGGGAUUUCUUGGGUCGUUGGAUGAUCGGUGGUUCGGGUUCUGCCGACUACACGCGCACUGCAAGGGAGGUUGUGCAUCGCAUACAGAUUGGAGUCUGCGAAGCAAUUGUCACCGGCAAGGGUGGCGAGUAUCAAGAGAGUGAAGCUCUCGAAGAGCUAAAAGCCUUUGUGGACGAACGUGGAGGUUCAGGUGCAUUGGCAAGGCGGCGGCAUGAUCUACUUAGGACUGUGGAAGGCGUACGCUGCUUGGGCAGCAAGUGGCCUGCCAUUGAACAGGACGAUGCGGAUGCCAGCGAAGAGGAGGAGGCACCGGAAGCGAUGAACGUUGAAGGUAGUGCCACAAAGUACUUCAUUAGCAUCAGUCGUAAGACGGGCCAUCGCAGGCUGCACUUGAAUGGGCCGUGCCAUGUUAAGCCACAUCAUUGCAAUAGGGUCGAGUUUGUCGAGCGUGUCGCAUUGGAUCAGAUCGACAGCAUUUGUCGUGAUUGCAAGCAUCGUAUGAGGGAAGAUCAAGGUGCCGAGGACGAUCAGGACACAAGUAGCGAGAGCGGGUCCACAAGUGACUCGAGCAGCGAAGAGGGGCAGCUUCGCAGGACCGUCAGCAUGUUCGUGAUUGUGAGUGAUCCACGAUUUUCAGUGUCAGCGGAUCAGAGAGCAGAAGUGGCAAAGAUGGAUUCCGACUUGCAGUAUGUGCUUCAGGAAGCCAGUGCGUCACUGGCCACGCAAUAUCAGGUUGCGCGGCUCCAUCAGAGUCGAAGGCGAUUCCAGGCGAUCGCCGAUAACCGCGAAGGUGCAAGGACAGCUGCGCGUGAUUUCGGGAUUAAUCCUGAUACACCGGCGGGCCGUGUUGAGGUGGCAGCUAUAGUGGCUGCGUGGGAACUUGCCAAGGAGUAUGCCAGUAAAGAAAUCGAGCUACGUGCAGAGGCGAAAGUUCUAGGCCAUAAGAGAAUCUUGCAAGUGCAGGAACGCCAAGCUAUGCUGAAGGCAGUGACGGAUGCAUACGGGAAGAUGAAUGAAAGCGAGACGCCAAGUGCAGAGUACUUGGCAACAAAGGCCGAGGAGUGCGAGAGCAAUGAGCCUCUCGCAAGUUCGCUUGAUCGCAUCUCUUCAAAGAAGGAUUCGCAGGUGGAGAGCCUCCAGACCAGCAUUGAUCCCACCGGGCAUGUUCGGGUGACAAAGACGAUGCAGAAGUUGGAAAUGCCACAUCACUCAGAAGGCUAUAGACGCUUGAUGAAGGUCGAGGCACAUGCAUGGCUCUGCAUGAGUGCACGGUUUAAGGUAAAGGCUUGGUUGCAAGGGCUUCAGCUUGAUGAUUUCACAAAGUUUGUUGAGUACAUCUUGGGAGAUCGUGUUGGCAACUUAAAGUUGCCCACUGCUUCUGGGCAAGAGACGCAGUUCAACAGGCCUCCUUGGAACAUCGUCUUGAGUUAUGAAUAUAAGUUGAGGGUUGAAGCUUUCAAGAUGAUCCUGGAGGGAACCGCCACCAUGGCAGAGGCACUUCGUGCAGUGCGUGAGGAUCCGUCGCUGAAAGAGGCUUACUUUACAACACCUCUGGCAUUGCACACAGCUGGUACGCCUACCAAGUUUCGGAAGGGCAACAGCAAAGGAAAGGAUAAGCAGCAAGGGCAAGAGAUUCCACCGCCGCCAGCGCCGCAUCAGAACGGAUGUUUCGGCGAGCACCCGGCCUCGCAGCACGAAGCCGCGACAGCGGGCCAACCUGUGGCAUCAAGGGUGGUUCAUGUCUUUGCAGAUCCUGCUGAGCGCUUUGAUUGGGCACCGCAUCUCAGCAAUAGCUUGUCGCAGCCAGAAUUCGUCGCUUUUGGAUUUGAUGCAAACAACCUGUUUUGUGGUGAUGCUUGGGAUCAGUUGUUUGAGCUUGUGAAACAACCGAAAACCGUGAUCUUGAUUUCGCCACCUUAUGAUACUUUUAGUCGGGCGAGGCAUAAGCAACCUGGGCCCCCGCCACUCCGCAGUGACCAGUGGCCCAGAGGUUUUCCAUGGCUUAAGGAUUCGUCUAUGCAGAAGGUGACUUCUGCCAAUCAUUUUAUCGACCAGUGUUUGAAAGCAACAAUUUUCGCGGCCGAGGCUGGCAAUUUCUUCAUGUGGGAAGCGCCGGAACACUUCGGCCGCACCGCUGAUGGCAUUGUGCCGAGCUCCAUUUGGGUUUGGCCUGAAUUACUUGACUGCAUUCCGCGUUUUGCGGCCACUACCUUCGUGCAUUACUUGUGCGAGUUCGGGGCAGACUGGGCCAAACCGACACGUUACUUGAGCAAUUUGCCUUUCUUCCGUCACUCCCCAAGGCCCUUGACAGGGUUGCCGGUACUGGAUGCGGAUCACCGCUACGUUGGGCCCCUGCCCGCGUCGUGCCCACAUGGGGGUCACGCGAUUAGCACCGGCAAAUCACCGACUACGCAACAGUGGAACUUGCCGCGGGCCCGCGGCUGGCCCCCUCAGUUGUGUCAAUUCAUGGUAGCAGCCAUCGACUUCUCGCUGCAAGCAGAUGGGGAAUGCAAAUCCUCUAAGUCGAAGGUUCCUGACAAGGCAAUUAAGGUCCCCGAUGUGCUGGUUGGGCACGCUAAGGAGCCGCCCAGGGAAUCGAUUUCACCUGCACCGGGCAGGGCUUUCGCUACGGGCGCUUACUGCAAGGGUGGCUUAGUCGGUUUGAGGCAUCAUUCAACUGCGAUGCCUAUGUCGACGCGGGUUCUAACGAAGUACCUGCAGCAGGUUGCACCUGGCUUUCAAGCAUCCGCUAUCGCGAUCUUCGAUGAUGUCAGGACGGGUGUCCACCGUGAUGCUCGGAAUGCACACUAUCCGAACAUGGUAGUGCCGUUAUCCGACUUUGAAGGUGGCCAGAUCUGGCUGGAACAGCAAGGAGGCGACGUUUGGGAGACAACGCCAGAAGGGCAGAGACCGGGUGUCCUCUUGGAGGUUUGUAAGGGUCCCGUAAGCUUCGAUGCCUGGCGGUCGUACCACGCUACGCGGGCGUGGAAGGGCCGUCGGGUGGUGAUGGUAGCAUACAUGACCGACAAGCUUGGCAAUGUUGAGGCUUCCGACUUAGUUCACCUUAAGGCAUUGGGCUUUGAGUUACCACUUGACUUGGACGCAUCGAAUGGGGAGACCUCCGAAGCUCUGGGUACCGCCGAGGGCCCAAGCACACAGGACACAGCACCACCCGUGCCGUUCAGACCAGAGGCGUGCGGGAACCGAGGCAACCCCAUUCGCGUUGAGUGGGAAGGUCAGGAGGCUGACAUGACAGAUGGGUUCGGGUUGUGUUCCCCCUCGCGAUGGAGGCCGAUGGAUCGGGGGCAUCGCCUGGGCCCAGCGGCUACUGCACAUGCACAAUCCAUGUACCGGAUGCUUACGAGCUUCAUCGCCGAGCAUGUACCUGAUCCCCGGCGCUUCUGCUUGAGCCUACUUUCAGGGAAGGUCGAAUCCUCUCCAUUCGCUGGGGAGAAGUUGGAAGCCCUGCGUAAACAGUGGGCCAAGGUGCUGGGUGCGGAAGACAGUCCCGACGUGCUUGAGAUCCCGGAUGCGCAGCCCUUCUUGCUCAGGGCCUUGUCACUUUCGGCCGAAAGACUCGAGGAUCCAGACUGGGAGAUUUUAACUGAGGGAGUUGACUGUUUCUGUACCGGGGUCCCCUUAGGUCUUAAUUGCGACAUACCACACUUGCCGCAGGUGUAUGAAAGGAAGUGCCAGUGGCGUAAACUUGAUGAGUCAGAGUUGGAAUUUGACCGGGAAAAUUAUAAGAGUGCCGAGUUGAGCUCCGCCGGGCUCCUCGAAAAGUUUCGUGCAGAGGAAAAACUUGGACGGAUGAAACCGACAACGCUCGGAGCCUUGCGCGAGGAGUACAGUGAUGACAUGAUCCGCGUGGCCUCAAUGGGGGCAAUCCUCAAACCCGAUGGCAGUGUGCGGCCAUUACAUGAUGGAACGCACGGUGUCAAUGUCAACAACCAGAUACGCUUGGUGAAUCAGUUAGCGGUUCCAGGUCCGGCAGAAAUGUCAUUUUCAGUUCGGCAAUCAGGUGCUAUGCAAGAGAUUCCCUUGGCCGCAACCGCGGACGUGAGUGCUGCACACAGGUUGGUCUUGCAUCGGAAGAGAUACGAGCUUGACUAUGGCGCCAGACUGGUGGGACUUAGCGAAGCCCGAGGUGCCUGGGUGUGCAACUGGGUCGAUGAGGCACGGAAGGCGCGCUUCGUCGUCUCUGUCAGGAAGUUUGCAGAGUUUCUCGGGAGACUUGGGUUCGUGUCUAGGGUUGUGUACUGGAUCAAACCACAUUUGGCCCCCUUGUAUGCUUGGUCAGCUGCGGCUUCGAAGAGCCAUGUUGCAAAAAUGCCGGACACGGUUAUUCUGACUUUGCUCUACUUGGAGGCAACGCUUAAAGACAUCAACUUCAAGGUCACACCGGGCCGACAACAGGAAGAGAAAGGGCAUCUCUUUCACACAGACGCGAAAUGCGAUGAUGGUUAUGUUGUCCUAGGAGGUUGGGACUCUAGCCAGGACCUUUCGGUCGCGUCUUGGUUCUCCAUAGUGGUGAAGCCGGCGGAUGCUCCGUACCUUUUCGACGCAGCGGGAAAAUCACAAUGGGCGUCAGCAUCAGCCGAACUUUUAGCAACAUUAGCUGCUUUGUGGUUCUUCGGACACCUUAAAGAGAGUAGUUCGCAGAGGCGACUCCCCGUCGCCGUUGCCGGGGCCACUGACAAUCAGAGUAACGAGAAGCUUCUUAAGAAACAGUCCACUACCAAGUGGCCGCUCAUGCUCAUCAACAUGCAGCUCUCACAUCUCCUAAGAAAGGCUUGUCUGAGGCUCAGCUUGACUUGGAAACCACGUGACGAAAAUAAGUUGGCAGAUGCUCUGACAAAUCAGGAUUUCAGCUCUUUCAGUUCCGAACACCGUUUGGAUGUCAGUUUCAGCGAGCUACCGCUUGAGCUCUUGAAUCAGUUGUGGUUGUCGAAGUCCGACUUCGAUGGGAAAACAGACAAGAAGGGUGUGGCUCGAGAUGUCACUGCAUUGUUGGGUUAUCACGCAACAAAAGAUGCUGGCAUAGGUACGGAGAUCAUCUACGCCAGGGAUGCCAUGGCAUAUCCCUUAAGAGUCUUGCAGGAGCUCGUCGACGAGGUCCGUGAUCGUUCUUUCAGGCCUGAUGAGACCAGAGGCCUUAUGACGGCCGCGGAGAGGGAGGCUGCGGGAGUUCGCGACGAUGCAGGCGCAGAUUGCUCGUCGUCCUCUUCUGAGGAUGAGGCGGUCAUGGCUAGGAACGAAACCUCGCGAGUUUUGCACAUUUCACGUGAGGAGCAGGCCACCGCUUUCAUUUGUGGCAGAAAGAUUACGGCUGCCUAUGAGGUGCUGCGGGCAGAGGGCGUGGACAAUCCAAAGUUCCGUGCGCAUGCUGAAUUUGGCACUUUGAUGAUGUCUUUGAACGUGCGCCCAUGGGGCGGCAGUGAGGCCGUGACCAAAUUGAAGGCUGCCGGAAUCAAUACACUUGCUAAGGUGGCAUUCGUUUCGUCUUACGCGCCCGGUGCUGCUUCUGAUGCCGAGCUCAUUAAAGUCCUCAACGAAGCACUCGGGAAGGAGAGUGACGCAGGCCAGAAAGCAUCCUGGCGCAGGCUAUUCCAUGAAGCUUAUGCCGUGGCUACUCAAGAGCUUAAGACGAUGGCCGAGAGGCCAGAUGAGGCAGGGCCAAGACGUCUGUCACAGCCGGAGAGAGCAGAGAGGUACCGAAAAAUCAAGGCAUCUGUUUCUGGGAUCGAUAUCAAGGAUCGGAACGAGCCGAGCGACGCUUUGCUGGACUUGUGUGUGGGCAUCUACGAAGGGAAUCGCCUUCGCUAUGUGUCUUGGGAUCGGUGCACCUCCAAGUCCCAGGAGCUCUCGAGUGAGGUGAAGCGUGACAACAUGCUCACUGUGGAUGCCCAGGGGCGCUUGAAAGCCGAGGCUAAGGGCGAUCACAUUAAAGCUGACACGAGUUCGGAGAUUUUGCUGCAGUUCGCACUCUUGAGAAGAGGUCUUGCAUUUGAAAUGUCGAACUUGCUCGACUUUCGUUUGCAUCGCAGGUGGGCCGAAAAAUUGAUAGAGACGAGGAUGGCGGCCCAACUCGACACGCAUUCGCAAGUGUCGUUUGCCCAAUUGGAGGCGGCGGACCAGAAAUUCUUCCAGGAAUUAGCGGACAGGACUCGCGAUGGAGUCCAGGCCACCGCUGUCGGUCGCCCGUUGGACGACUGCUUUGAAGAAGUCUUCAACUUGCCAGAGGUGGGUCGAGACGAGGUGGCGGAGGCGGAGAUGCCAUCGGCAAUGAGUAGUGGGCAGCUCGGAGUGGGCUUGUCCAAGCGAGCGCGGUCAAGGGACCGUGCUAUUGCACAAGUUGCUGAUUCGGCCGAGGGGUCGGAUUCUGAAUCUUCGAUUUUCGCUGCUGAGCAUGUCGCUUCAGCGCCUUUGUUUUGCAAAGAUCCUGAGCAAUUUUCUGCUACCGCAUCACUUAAGAAGCCUUUAGAUCUCAGGGAUGUUGUGACCUUGUGCGAUUUGCUGGAGAGUGAGAUUCCGGCAAGAGGGAACAAUUCUGAGGACGAGUUCAGCUGGAGCACAGGUGCGUACGUGCAUGGAGGUGUGCACGGAUGCCGACAACAUAUGCAUCAGUUUCCCGUGACUUCUGCAUUCCUUGCAAAAGUCUUCAAGGAAUACCACCCGAGGCUUCCCGUGACAACAUUGUCAUUGACUCGCAACGUGCGAACGACCUUGCAUUUGGAUGCAAACAAUGCACUGGGCUAUCUGAACGGCUUGGUUAAGAUUUCGGGGUUUAGUGGUGGGGGUUUGUGGGUCCAGGAUUCAAGCGGAAGCAUUGUGUGCCCCACCGAUCCUUCUCUUCUGGGCUCACACCUCGACUUCAGCGACUUAACUCUUGCCUUUGAUCCGCAUAAGAAGCACCUUACGUUGCCUUGGACUCAGGGCCCACGUAUCGUUCUCAUUGGUUUUGUGGUCAAAGCCCCCGCCGAGAUUCCAGACCAGGCUGCAGAGAUGCCUUUUGUCAGCCUCCGUCAAAGCUGCAAACAUAGUCAGGACUCCUCGGCUCUGGCCCGUCUACAGUCGGCCAACCGCAUUUUCAUUCAGCUGGGGGCCUUUUUGCUUCGGGCUCGUGAACUUGAGGUACCGUUCUCGCUUAUGCAUCCCAUGUCUUCCUGGCUUUGGGAGCUGCCUCCCUUCGCCGACCUGCUCAAGGUCACUUCGGAGGCGCCGGUGUAUCUGGUGUCUGACCUACACAGGAUCCAGCAUCUUCGUUUGGUGUACACCCUGUGUGACCUGUCCCCGCUUUCCGCGGCUGACAGAGCCGACGCCGUGCCAGCCAAACUCUUUUGCGAUCGUUUUGCUGCUGCCUUGUCCACUCAGGUUGCUGCCUUGGGUUUAGGCCCCUCCCCUCUUAGUCUCCCCGAGGUGCGCGCUGCGGCGCAAAACCAGCCGAAGGCGUCCAAGCUGCCACCGCUUGUGCCAGAGUUUGCAUACACGCAGCGCUUACGGUGUGCGGGCCAUCCACCUUUGGAUGCCAAGAACCAGCUGACACAUUCCUGGAACGGCGUGCCCAAACACGCCCGCCUCCUGCGCUCUUCCGCUUCCGAAGGGGGGGCGACUGAGGAAUCCGCGCAGCAAGCGACCAACAUCUCUUUGCAGAAGCCUCGCCAUACUGAGUAUGUGUUCGGUGUGUAUCGCGAGCCGGUGCAAUUUGUGUAUCAGGCUGUCGCACUUCAGCAUCCGUUUGAUGCCGCCAGAGCUCUUCCGGACAAGCUUGUUCGUGUGCUUUUUGACACAUUGACGAAAGGUCCCUUAUGCAUCAUGCGAAACAGGUUGCUCCUGCUGCAAAAGUGGAACCAGUGGGCGAAGGACCUUCGCUCAGAUGAGGCCGCUCUCCAGGCCUCCCUUCAUCCCUCGGUACGCAAGGUUCUUCAAGGAAAGAAGCUGCUUCUUCUUGACAAGAUUGCAAAAUCUCUUGACUGGCCCGACAAGCACCUGCAUCGCGACCUAUGUGCAGGGUUCAAGUUGUCAGGAACUCCUGAUCCUACGGGUGUUUUUGAGCCAGACCACAAGCCUGCCUUAUCUUCGGAGGAGCAAUUUUGGGACGCUGCCGAAGUUUUGAAGCAUCAGCUUUGGGCACGGGUGAGGGAGCAGCCGGCUCAGGAGUACGAUGCGGAGUUGGCCGAAAUCACGCUGGGCGAAACCGGUGUUUCUGGAGGAAAAGGGUGGCUCGAGGGUCCUUUGUCAUUCUCUGAGCUCCAGGAGCGCUUUGAAGGCCAGUGGAUGCCGUGCCGAAGGUUCGCUGUAUGGCAAAACAAGUGGAGGCCGAUCGAUGAUCUUAGCGAGUCGGGACUCAAUGCUACUUUUGGCUGCCAUGAGAAGAUUCCCCUUAGGGCUCUGGACGAGGUGGUUUGGAUUUGCACCAAGAUAAUGCAGGCUGCCUCUGCUAGGGGCGAUGUCACUUUGCAUCUGAGCUCGGGCGAAACCUUGAAAGGCAAGCUGCAUGACCAUUGGACCGACAAGGAGAAGAUCAGGCCUGUCACUACAACGUUUGAUCUUAAAUCUGCUUACAAACAACUUCCGCUCGCACCGGAGGAACAAAGUAAGGCGAUUGUGACCAUUCGACAUCCUUCACAGACCGAGCCGUCCGGCUACAUAUGCAACACUCUUCCUUUCGGAGCCUGUGGAUCUGUUCUUCACUUCAACAGAGUUUCGGCUUUGCUGAGAAGGAUUAUGCUUGAGAUGGAGAUCUUGACGGCGCUUUAUUAUGAUGACUAUCCAGUAGUGACGCCGAGCCUCCUUGGCAACAGCACGGCUGCAGCCUUUACUUCAGUGAUGUCGCAGGCCAUCGCCGCUGCCAUUGAGGAGAUUAUCACCAGAGGGCACGUCGCACCUCGCGAGUUGCCUUCUUUGUUCGGCAGACUUCAGUUCGCCGAGGCACAGAUCCUUGGCAGAAUGGGCAGGUUGGCGAUUCAUGAUCUCAGAAGUCUUGAGAGGUGUUCUGCUGCGCGUGUCAACCUCACAGCUCAGCAUCUUGAAGCCUUGUUGCUCUUGAAGGAACGCGUUGUGUCCGGAGCUCCGAGAACUGUUUCAGCUUCAGCUGCGACUAGUCCUAUCGUGAUCUUCACUGACGGCUGCUUUGAGCCGGAUGCUGCAAACCCCGCCGGUGUGGGGGGGGUGAUGUUCGCUCCUUCGCUUAGUGGAGGCUUGAAGGUAAGGGCCUUUGGCUCGCUUGUUCCGAAGACGUUGCUUGAAGCUUGGCAUGCCAAGGGCAAGCGACACCUCAUAGGACAGGUUGAGAUGUUCGCUGUCAUCAUUGCCAGAUCGUGCUGGGCGAACGUCCUGGACGGUGCCAGGGUCAUUUAUUUCGUCGAUCACAGCGGGGUGCUUGCAGCUUGCAUAAGCGGAUCCUCCAAGGAAGAUACCUGGAGAAAGCUCUUGUGUGCACUCGAGAAAGCUGAUUCACUGCCUGCCUUGCAAUGGUUCAGUCGUGUUCCUUCGCACUCUAAUAUCUCUGAUGGACCAUCAAGAGGUCGAUGGGAGGGCCUUUUGAGAGCCUUCCCGGAGUGCGCGAUCGAUGUCAAGCGGGGCGAGCGGAGUGCUCUCGAAGCGAAGUGUAUCGCUGGGCCAAACUGGCUCGAUUUGUGGCACGAGGCUCGAAUGGAGGUGGGACUUACAGAGUUCGUUCCACCCUUGCCUACGCCAGGCCCUGCAGGAGAACCUACCGGUGCAUCCGUGAGCACUGAGGAGAUGUCUUUAUGGCUUCAGAAGAUCUUCGUCGACCGUGGAUCACUCAGAACAUCUGGCCACACGCUGAAGAGGACUUUCCUUACCAUGGCGACAAAGCGUGGCGUUGAACACUUGGACCGGUUGGUUCUGGGUGGACACGCAAACUCGGCCGGGAUGGCUGACACUUAUGGCGAUGACGAGUUGGCCCGGCCCCUCCGCCUGCUCAUGGCCUUGAUCUCAGAGAUCCGAGAGGGUGUCUUUGAUCCAGAUGCUGGUCGUGCGGGUUAUUUGCGUGGGAGUGGCUUGGAAGAGCUUCGAUUGGGUUUCGCUGCCCAGACGGAUGAUCGCCACCCUCCCUCUGCUGAGUCCUGGGAGAGGGUGACGGGUGACGACGACAUGUUUGGCUUGGUCGACGCGCUUGAUAAGGGAGCACCGAGCCAGCCAGACGUCUUCUUUCCGGGCGAUGAUGACGCGGACCUUAUGGGGCAGGAUUCUGCUGAUGAGCCACCCGAAGCUGAGGUGGGUGACGGCGGUGUGUCCUCUUUGGGUGCAGAAGACGACAAACUUGUCGGCAAGGAUUCCGAUUCUUCUAGUUCGAGUGGAUCAAGUGAUUCAAGUGAUAGCUCCGGAAGCGAUGACGAACCGGCCCGGAUUAUGCCGCCGCCGGAGCCUGCGGUAGGCACAACAUUUUUACAGCAUCAGAGAACUCGCUUGCUGCACAUGAUUGCUGACAACAACCGCCGCGUACUGAUGUGUGGGCGGAUGGUUAGCAGUGGCGGACAGUCACUAGUUCGCCUUGCGGGGCCGAGCGAGCUUCAUUUCGGCAGCGAUGUCAAGACGUCGGAUCGACCCACACAGGCGGAAAUGGACGCAUUUGCAGUAAAGAUCUUGGGGGCUGCUCCCCGUUUGGGGGAUGUGUCUAUCUUGAAGCGAUUGAUGUUCGAGUCCGCCACAUAUGUCAUAGCUCAGUUGCGUCAAGCUGUGCAAGGGGACUCUGCCGAACAGCCUCGAAAGCUUCCACUUGCUGAAAAACAGGCCAGGGCCGAAGAUCAGCGCCGUCGGCUUAGUGGGGUGCAUAUAGAGCGUGAUUUGGUCCCUUCCCAUGCUCUGGUGGACCUCUGUUGUCACAUGCAUGAUGUGGGCAUCACUUGGAUAUCGCCAGGCAAAUGCACCAGCCGCGAAUCAGAAAUUCAGCUUUCGACGAAGGACCAAAGCAAAAUCUUUCGACUUGAGGACAACUCCUUGAAGGUCGGAAGUGAACAGCCCAAGGACAUUGCUUCUUAUGAUUCGCCGAUCAAGUUGCAGUGGUGCCUUCAGCGCCGCGGUCUGGCCUUGGACCAGGCUAAGGUACUGACGUGGGCCCAGCAUGAGCGUUGGGUUCACUGCUUGCUUCACGCACUGACUAAGGAGUGCCCUCCAGGGUUCCACAAGCCUGAUAUGAACCGCAUUGUGCAGGCCGAUCGUGAAGCCUGGUUGAUCCUGGCGUCCGAAGUGCCAUCGCUUAAGCCCAGUACCGCUGGCGAGUACCCUCUGGGUAAGGCUUUGGAUGCUUUGAGGUUCAAGACCUUGAGCAAGGCUCCCCUGCCAAACCAGGUGAAGGACUGUCCCGAGCCGCCAAGCGCCGUCGCCGUGCAAAAGAGGCCAAGACUGAGGGAGACCUACCGCGCUGCCCUCGGGGUGUCCAUGUUUGUGCUUACUGUCGCCGUGUGGGCCACUCCUUCCGUAAUUGCCGAGCUCGCACUUGGAAGGGCGGCUGCCAUUUCUGGCUAUGGCCCACACUCAGUGGGCUUUCAUUUUUCCCCUGCUGCCACUUCUGAGGUUGCCGACGUGUUGGCACCCGCGGAGGCGAUAGCAUUGCAAUGCCUACAGGCCGGUUUUGCUAGUCAUGACGAUUUUCGGAGCUUGAUCGCUUUGCUCCCUGCAGACACUGCCGGUGCCCCGUCAGAAGAAUCUGUGGACCCGACAGCUCCCAAAUCUUUCACAUCCGGCGCAUAUGUCCAUCAAGCCAAAGCCGGACUGCGCUCUAAUUUUCACGCCUUUCCUUUCAGUACCAUGCUUUUGGCCGCCGUCUUGUCGGCAUCUUUUGGAUCUCGCUGCUUCUCGUCUGUUGGACUUUUCUUGAAUUUAAAGGCGCCUCUGCACAACGACGCCAACAACGAUCAUGCCCAUCCCAACCUGAUCUUGCCUGCCUCUGUUUUCCACAAAGGCCAGAUUUGGGUUGAGGGUAAAGGCGAGUGUCCGUGCCCCGACCCCGACGUGCCGCGUCUGGGCUACUUGCUGCCUGUUGCUGACGGCCCACAGUUGCUUCCUUCAGAGAGGCUGCGCGCAACUUGUGACUGGGACGGUACUCGCUUGUUGAUUGUUGGAUUCUGCAUUCGUGACACUGGCCUCCUGUCCGAGGCACAUCGUGUUCGACUCCUUGAUGCUCGUUUCCUCCUGCCUCAAGUUGAGUCCGGAUCGGCCUCAGACGCUGUGCUCCCCGUGCCACCGCCCAAGCGGCCCAAGGAGGCCUUUCCGCAACGGGCCACACCGCUGGUUAUCGAGAUCUUUGCCGGCACGGCUCGGCUCAGCACUGCCUGUCAGAAGCUGGGUUUCAGAACGCUUGCAAUCGAUAAAUCCACAGCACGUGGACGCUUCCCCAUACAACGUCUUGACCUCACCGAUGCUGACGACCUUUGCAUUCUUCUGGAUAUCAUCCGUCUUGAGGCGGCCAAUAUUGUCUGGAUCCAUUGUGCGCCGCCAUGUGGCACCGCGUCUGCGGCGCGCUCAAGACCCAUUCCAGAAUUGACUGCUGCUGGUGUUCGGGUGCCGCAACCUUUGCGCAGCACUUCCGAACCCCAAGGACUCUCCACUUUGACUGGCGCAGAUCUUGAACGGGUCCAGAAGGCCAAUAUGCUCUACCGUGCCGUCGGCCAAAUUGCUGACCUGGCUCGACAAUUGAACAUCUUCGUCACCGUGGAAAACCCACGCAACUCUUUGGCUUGGUUGUGUGAUGGCCUGGACGAGCUGUUCCGCUCACCACAUCACACCGUGGUCUACGAUGCCUGCAUGCAUGGUGGCACACGUGACAAAACCACCCUGUUGUGGUGCUCUGCCGAUUGGUUUCAGCCUCUCGCUCUCCGAUGUUCACGCGACCACCAGCACACUUCUUGGAAACCUCGUUUGCAGCCACAUGCUACCUCUUUCCCGACUGCCGAUGAGGCUGCAUAUCCAGUGCUGCUUUGUGAACGAAUGGCCCACAUCAUUGCCGCACGUGCUGGGGGACUGGCGCUUGCUGCGCCCGACCCGCGCCCUUUUUCCCAGGUAUACUUGCAGCGACAGCCUCGCUUUGCACGACCAUUGGUUGCCUGCUAUUCUGGAAGUGAUGACUGGGCCAUCCCUGUUCGAUCCGAUGAUCUCACCUCCACGCUGCUGGCUUGCUACCCCAAGGGAGCGCGCAUUAUUCAACGCAAACUGGUAUCCUGGGGUAUGGUGCGGGUUUGCGUGCCUUCCAAAUGCACAGGCAUCGACCUGUCGUCGUUGCAUUCCAAAUACCCCCAACGGGUGAAGAUCGCUGAUUGUAUUGAGGAGGACCACCUCAAGCAUGACGAGACAGUUGCGAUAACAGGUUUCAUUGCUGCAGACGAUCCGUGCUCCGAGCAUGCGGAGAUUGUUUCUGUUGGAAUACCCAAAGAACCUUGCGACUUUGUGGCGGAUGCCGUGAAGGCUGGACAUCCUAGGAAUGCUUUGAACGCGAGCCGGGAAGGACCGUCCUCCAAAGUUGCAGAUGCCAUCCUCAUGGAUUUCGAACGGAGGGAGCGGCUUGCCUCAAAAACCAAGGAUCGUUGGAGUCAGAUUGCGGCUACGACUAAGCCCUUGAAUCACAACAUGUUGAAGCACAAGCCGGACUACAUUGUGACCGCGUUAGGGGAUAAGAACCUUUUGGCCUGGAAAAGUAUUCUUGGUGACAAUGGCUUCCCGGACCAACAACUCUGGUCCGACCUGCGCGAUGGACUUAGACUGACUGGCUGGAUGCGGGACACUGGAAUCUUCGACAAGAAAGUCCGUCCCCCGCAAACAUCGCUGGAGCACCUGCUAAGUCAAUCCCAGUACCAAACACCGUUGACCUUGAAAAGGCUACAGAAGACUGUUGUUGACAUCACGGCACGCAAGGCGUGGGCUGAAACGGUGGAGGAAGAGAAGAAGGGAUGGAUCUUUCGGGAUGAAAGUGCAAAUCUUGAUGACAUAGUCUUGGCCCAUCGUUUCGGCUUGCAGCAGAAGGACAAAGUUCGUGUGAUCGACAACGGCAAGGAGUGUGGCCUCAACUUGGCGUGUGGGCUACCAGAGAAGUUCACCUUGCAUGGAGUGGACGUGCUUGCUGGAGUUUUCAUUGAGUUGCUCAACCGCCCUGAAGCUGCCGGCAAAAGGAUCAAAGGGAAAACCAUUGAUCUUGUCUCUGCGUACAAAUUCUAUCCAAUCCACCCUCAAGACAGGCGUCACUUGAGGAUCGGGGUCUAUGACACCGACUCUGGCAUGGUCAGGAUUUAUGGAACCAACGUUCUUCCUUUCGGUGCCACCGGAAGUGUGGCGGGUUUCUUGCGAGUUUCGGCGGCGAUUUGGCACACGGGCAUCCAGGACCUUGGCCUGGGAUGGUGCGCCUACUUUGACGAUUUUCCUUUGAUGGCCCUUGAAGGUCAUGAAGACCAGGUUGGGGGAUUGGCUGGAGAAGUGUUCGACGCACUGGGGAUCCAAUACGCAAAGGAGGGUAAGAAGGCCACUGACUUUGAUUACACCUUUGCCGCCCUGGGAUUGCAGUAUGACUUGACGAGAUUCAAUGAGGGGGUGGUCGUCAUUCGGCAUACGGAAGCACGUACUGCUGAGCUGGUAGAGACCCUCGAGGGAAUCUUACGUGAUGCUGUACUCCGACCUAAGGAUGCGGAAGUUUUGAGGGGAAGGAUGCACUGGUUUACUUCGUAUCUUUUCGGUCGUGCGCCGUGUGAGGCGAUGAGACAGAUAUCCUUGGGGCACAAUGUAUGGACUCAUGCACAAGGCUCACUGACGACCUGA
Molecule: messenger RNA, 17385 nt
Organism: Symbiodinium sp. CCMP2592
Lineage: Eukaryota; Dinophyceae; Suessiales; Symbiodiniaceae
Source: the annotation of a GenBank genome assembly